CUCUGGACCCCACCAAACAAGGUCGUCUCGUCUCCGCUAAAAGUAAACUUAGUUCCCAGAUCUUGCAAUUUUCCUAAACAGAGAAACAGGCAGAGGAGAAAAUUUGCACUCUCAGAAAAGGUUUGAAUCGAAUUAUUCCAAAUUCAGUUGUUGAUUGCUUGAUUGAAACUAUUAUGGGGGAAUUAACGUAUGAAAUCGGACAAAAUGCGUAUAUAAAGCUAGUGCUACACGCUUUAAAGCAUAAAUCAAGCUCCGUUAAUGGAGUUUUAGUUGGUCGAUUUGAUGCCAGCAAAGAAGUUGUUCAAAUUUCUGAUGCUGUCCCUCUUUUUCAUUCCAACAUUGGUCUCCUACCUCCUCUCGAAAUCGCCUUGAUGCAAAUAGAAGAGCAUUAUUCUAGUCAAGGUUUGAGCUUGGUGGGUUACUUCCAUGCAAAUGAAAGGGCUGAUGAUUCUGAUCUCAAUAACGUGGCUAAGAACAUUGGAGAUCAUUUGUGCCGAUACUUUCCCCAGGCGGGAGUUCUUUUGUUGGACAACAAAAAGCUGGAAGCUUUACCCAAAGUGAAAGAUCGCACUCCCGUAAUGCAGCUGUAUUCAAGAGAUGGUUCCAAAUGGAAAGUAGAGGACAGUGGUCGGCUAGUAAUGAAGGAGCCAUCAGCAAACAUAAUAUUAUUGGACUAUGUAUCUACUCAGAAAUGGGAGGACAUUGUAGACUUUGACGAUCACCUCGACAACAUUAGCGAGGACUGGCUUAAUGUUGAAUUAUUCAAGUGAGAUUUGAGCUAGACAGAAUUCAUCUGAAGCUUGAUCUGGUUGAUUUUUGAAUAUGCAACUUGGGAGUUGGGCAAAGAAAAAAGAACUGACAGAUGAAUUGAUAGGUUCAGAUCUCAUGAAUUUCCUUUUUGAUUUCCUCAUUAUUUUCGAAGUUUUGGUAAUUCUAAUUUAUUAGCUUUCUUUACCCUUACCAAGAACUAAUCAGGAUUUUGAAGCAUCCAUGUUUGUGGGGGUGAAAAUCUUAGGUCAUAUUGUAUGACUUGAAAAUCUACUAAUCUAGUACUCUGGAAGAUUUAUAUAAAAAAUAUGUGGGUCUAGAAUCAUUUUGAA
Molecule: messenger RNA, 1100 nt
Organism: Beta vulgaris subsp. vulgaris (sugar beet)
Lineage: Eukaryota; Viridiplantae; Streptophyta; Magnoliopsida; Caryophyllales; Amaranthaceae
Product: ER membrane protein complex subunit 8/9 homolog
Exons: 6
Coding region: 174-770 (198 amino acids)
Cellular component (GO): EMC complex
Source: RefSeq, a predicted model, not a curated record